Messenger RNA from Anthonomus grandis grandis, 2470 nucleotides. RefSeq names its product PDF receptor (gene Pdfr). Gene Ontology annotation, cellular component: plasma membrane. Bases 575 to 2053 code for a protein of 492 amino acids. The transcript has 15 exons. The record is from RefSeq and is a predicted model, not a curated record. Gene Ontology annotation, molecular function: G protein-coupled peptide receptor activity. Gene Ontology annotation, biological process: cell surface receptor signaling pathway; adenylate cyclase-modulating G protein-coupled receptor signaling pathway. Lineage: Eukaryota; Metazoa; Arthropoda; Insecta; Coleoptera; Curculionidae.
AACUUAAAAAUCUAGAAGGGGAAUAUCAACAAGUAAAAGACAACAUGGAUUCCCAAGAACAGUCUCUGCGCAGUCUCAACAUACGUAUUUUUGGUGUUAAGGCUCAAGAAAGCGAAGAUGUACGUGCUACAGUUCAAGACCUCUUUACUAAAAAAUUAAAAUGUAAUAUUCAGAAUUCCGACAUCAAAAAAUGCUAUCGCGUACCAUCUAAAAACCUUAACGAUAGACCACCGGCAAUCUUAGUUCAGUUCACAAAUGACGCUGCGCGUGUGUCCAUUUUCAAAUCGCGUAAAUAUUUACAUAAAAGUGGUAUCCAAAUUAAGGAAGACCUUACAAGGCUCCGUUUAGCCUUGUUAAAUAAUGCAGUAAAUCAAUUCGGGAAAACAAAUGUAUGGACCCUUAAUGGGAACAUAUAUGUGAAGUGUGGUGGUUCUGUGCACAGAAUUGGCAACGAAAUAGAAUUAUCCGGAUUAAAAAAUAGUGAAUAAAGCGAUUGUGUUUAACACCGAAUUGGUUCUGAGAUCUGUUGCUGCAUAUAGUAACCCAGUAUCAUUAGCAUAAAGAUAUAGAGCAGAUGUCAAUGAAAAUGGUAUCUGCAGAGAACAUAACAGAUUUCGUUGCAGUUUGUGGCGAAAUAUGCGAUCAGUGGACAUGUUGGCCGGAGACACCUGCCAAUAAAAAUGCCACGAAACCUUGUCCUAAAAUCAGAGGAACUGUGGAAAAUGGGCUGGCCUAUAAAGUAUGCACAGCAAGCGGCUCGUGGGAGGUGAAAUUAGAUCUCUAUGGAAUUCCGACGAACUAUACACACUACGAGACUUGCAUAAUGCCAGAGAUUCAACAGUUGACUAACAUGUGUAAUGCCUUUGGGUUGGGAGAGUGUGCUAGGAUAGGAAGAGUUACAAGACUUAUAGAAAUGGUUGGACUGUCACUUUCAUCUUUAUCAUUAAUGUUGUCUUUGUAUAUAUUUUUUUCAUAUAGGAUACUCAAAAAUAACAGAACAAAAAUCCACAAAAAUCUAUUUUUCGCCACCUUAUUCCAAGUAUUCUUUAGGUUAAUCAAAUAUAUCGAUCAAGAGUUAGAUGAAAAUAAAAAGUUUCUUCUAGAUGAGUACCAUCUCUUGGAAGUUUGCACAGUCUUAAUGGAAUAUGCUAAAACAGCAAUGUUUACGUGGAUGUUCAUAGAAGGCCUUUAUCUGCAUAACGUCAUAACAGUAACCGUUUUCCAAGAAUAUCUAUAUAUAAACUUUUAUAUUUGGUGUGGUUGGAUUAUUCCAGCUGUUAUGACGCUUAUAUGGCUAGCAGUAAUGAUCUUCGAAGGAGUUAAAACGACUUGGGCUUAUUAUUACUUUCUGCCGUAUUAUUGGAUAUUGGAAGGGCCCAGAUCUACUCUUAUAAUAAUAAACCUUCUUUUUCUCCUCAACAUAAUUCGUGUAUUAAUAGUAAAAUUACGCCAGACCCGCUCCAGUGAAAUAGAGCAAGUGAGGAAAGCAGUAAGAGCUGCCAUAUUUCUUCUUCCUCUAAUGGGUACCGCUCACAUCUUAUUCCUCUUAGACUACAGAUACAAAGAAAUGUGGAAAUUUGAAUUUUGGUCAUACACAACAUAUUUCCUUAAUACAUUUCAAGGAUUUUUCGUAGCCGUUUUGUACUGCUUUUUAAAUGGAGAGGUACAGGCAGCAAUAAGAAACCAAUAUUUUCUUCAUAUGUCAUUAAGAAGGAACAACUAUACUUCAUAUCAUCGAGGCUUUACUGUGGUUUCCACUGCGACUGGCGAAAAUAAUGGAAAGAAAUUCAAAGUUAUAAUAACCCAAUUUUUUAGCGAGCGAAACAGAUGGCUAAGGAAUUGUUGCAGUCAGCCACCCCAGUCGCCCGAGGAAAAGGAAAUAGAUUUAUGUGAGAUUAAUGGGGGACGAGAUGGUCCAACCACAGUUACUGUUGUUGAAACUAUUCCAAUGAUUAAGAGGCAUGUAGAAAGCAAUGGUUUUGAAUGCCACAGUCCAAAAAGUGAUGCCAUUGAUAUGACCUACUCCGAAAACCUAAGCACUAAAGAGCCAUAAUAAUAAUUAUUAUAUUAAACAUAUUAAGGUUUGUACUUUUUGUAUUAUUAUUAAUAAGUUUAGAGAGUAAAAAUGCCUUUUUUAUUGCCAUAUUGUCGUGUUAACUACACGAUUUAUUACUACACGUAGUCCAUAUUAUUCAUGGAUAUUUUAUUUGUAUAUUUUGUAAAAAUAUAUUUUUAUUAAAUUUCCUAUCCAAACUUCUCUUCGUUUAAUCUAUAUUAUAUUAAGUUUUUUGUGAUAUCUAUUUUUAAUUACAAUUAUUAAAUAAGAGAAUAAAAUUGAUAUAUGAUGCCUGCUUAGUGAUUUAAGCAUUGUGUGUAUUUUAGUAGUAAGAUUUUACCUCUAUUUAAGUUCUUUUGUACCUGAAUGUUAGAUUUAACCUGCUAGCCGCUUAAACUGACUCAAUUUUUAUGA